Messenger RNA from Sycon ciliatum, 2462 nucleotides. RefSeq names its product lipase maturation factor 2-like. Bases 162 to 2117 code for a protein of 651 amino acids. Gene Ontology annotation, biological process: protein maturation. Gene Ontology annotation, cellular component: endoplasmic reticulum membrane. The record is from RefSeq and is a predicted model, not a curated record. Lineage: Eukaryota; Metazoa; Porifera; Calcarea; Leucosolenida; Sycettidae. The transcript has a single exon.
AUCCUUUGUUUCCGUUACUUUAGAUUUUUGUCAUGAAGUAGACACCUCUAGACUAAAGGUAGACGUUGCUCCGUCUUGCCAACCACAUAACUUGGAAUCAAAUAGCAGGGCCGUCGUCCAAGCCACUAUCGUUGUUUAGAGAAUUUGAACUAGAUUUCAAAAUGCAGACAAUUGUUGCUGGGCUGUUCCUUCGAUGCAUUAGCGGCAUAUUUUUGAUUGCUUUCCUGUCUUUGUAUUGCCAAAUUCCUGGCUUGUACGGUCGCAAUGGAAUUCUCCCUGUGCAUGGCCUACUGCCACUGUCAGAGGAUCCUUUGAUCGACUUCUUGAAGAAGGGCCAUACUUUGCUGUGGUUCAUGCCCUCAAUUGGAUUGGAUCCAGAACAUGGAAUGGAAUUACUGUGUUUGCUGGGUUGUGCCCUAUCAGGACUGAUGCUGUUAUGGGAGCGGGCUCGGUCCUCAGUAUCCUUCUUUGUAUUAUGGCUGAUGUACCUAUCAGUGUACCAGGUGGGACAAACCUUCCUCUCGUUUCAGUGGGACAUUCUGCUGCUCGAAACUGGGUUUUUGGCCAUAUUUGUAGCACCCAUGUUUGGUGGUAAACCACGCAACUAUAACAUUGGCUUGUGGCUGGUGAAGUGGCUCUUGUUUCGCCUAAUGUUUGCUAGUGGUGUCGUCAAGUUGACUAGCCGUUGUCCAACUUGGUGGGGAUUGACGGCUCUUGAUUACCAUUUCGAAAGCCAGUGCAUACCACUACCGCUAGCAUGGUUCUUCCAUCACUCGCCGGAGUGGUUCCGCCGACUGAGUGUGGUUGCGACGUACGUUAUUGAGAUUGCCGCUCCAUUCUUAUUCUUUUUACCCGUCAGGAGUCUGCGUCUUCUGGGAUUCUGGCUGCAGAUUAUAUUCCAAAUUUCUAUCAUUCUAACCGGGAACUAUAAUUUCUUCAAUCUCCUGACCUGUGUUCUCUGCUUGCCUCUGUUGGAUGACAAGGUCUUCAUGUCUAAGUCUGCAGCGGAGAAGUGCACACAGCAGACUUGGUCGGUCAGGGCACUCGCUUCCGUUGUUGGCUUGAAAGCAAGCAUGUUUAUUCACAAAGCUGCUAGUCGUAUCGUUUUCUUUGGUGUCAGUGCUGUGGUCUUGUAUUUGACCGCUGUCUACUUCAACGUGAACUUUAACAGCAACGGGCAAUUUGUUGAGACGUCGGUCAACUUCUCGGAGCAAGAGUUUUUUGCAGCUUUGAAGUAUGUUAUGCCAUUGACCAUUUGGAUGGCUGUUUUCUCACUUGCUGUGAAGCUUGCUGAAGGUGUGCUGCACUGCCUGGAGCAGAGGUCUGUCUUCUCUUUCCUGUCGUCUAUCGUUCACAUUGUGCUGAUAAGCUCUGCGGCCGUGUUCAUGUUUACGAUCAGCUUGGUACCACAUAGUGUAUUGGAUCAGGGUCUUCAGUCUCGUCUCUGGCCUGUUGUUCACCAAUGGCAUCACCAGACGUCGUCGAUUCACCUGACGAGCCCGUAUGGUUUGUUCCGACGCAUGACUGGUGUCGGUGGUCGUCCAGAGGUGAUCGUGGAAGGAAGCAAUGACUUAUCCAGUGGCUGGAAAGAGUACGAUUUUCUGUACAAGCCUGGCAACGUGUCCGGCCAACCGCCCAUUGUCACUCCACAUCAGCCUCGCCUUGACUGGCAAAUGUGGUUUGCUGCACUAGGCAGGUACCAGGAUAAUCCAUGGCUCAUUAGCAUGGUUGACCGCCUUCUAGCCGGUGAGAAGACCGUCUUGGACCUCAUCCAUCGAAGCCCGUUCCAAACACCACCGAAAUACAUCCGUGGAAAGCUGUAUCAUUAUCAUUUCACCAAACUAGAUGACGCCACUUCUGCCUGGUGGAGGAGAGAAGAAGUCGGUGAGUAUUUCCCUCCUCUCACUAGCACUGAGAAGUCUUUCCGCGCCUUCCUGGAUCAUCACAAUCUCGGUGAUCGCAACUACCCCCAUCAAAGCAACGAAGGGUAUAUGCUUGAUUUUCUUUCAUUGGCUCGUCAGCACUGCACCGGUGUAUCCGCGCCUGGCCUAAUUGGCAUGCUUCUGUUUGCACUCCUUGCUUUGCACUUUACCUUCCGCUUUUUCUUCCCACAGUAGACCGGCCGCCUUAGAUCAUGGCAUUACAUUUUGGGUUAGCUCAUGCUGACUCGUGCUCUGAUCCUGGCUGGAUUACACUGCUAUUGCUCAUGCUGGUAUAUUUUUCUCACUUUCCCUGUGUAUAUUUUUGCUGAGAAUUGCUCUUGCCAGCUGACGGAAAGCUGAGUGUCUCGCCAUUUGCAAGUGUACUUUUCCCAGAUUUAAUACAAGUAUUUUGCUGACUGUUGUGGUGCAAGCCACCAUUUUUAGUGACUUGCAGGAUGUCAAAUUUUCAAUCGAAUUCUAGCCUGUUUCUAUUUCUUGGCAUUGGUGUUUCGCUGACAAGGUGAAAUUAUUUGACCAAUC